Molecule: messenger RNA, 1083 nt
Organism: Aspergillus alliaceus
Lineage: Eukaryota; Fungi; Ascomycota; Eurotiomycetes; Eurotiales; Aspergillaceae
Product: putative NADH-ubiquinone oxidoreductase 21 kDa subunit
Exons: 5
Coding region: 119-688 (189 amino acids)
Source: RefSeq, a predicted model, not a curated record
GACUAAUCUAAAAUUAGGAAGGUCUCCUUCUUGGCACUACCUCCAGUGUCCUCCGAGUUCACCCUCCGGAAGACACCUCUAACAGUACGAUCACUGCUUUGGCCUCAACUUGGUCACAAUGGCCACUGACACUAAGACGGUCCCCAUUCCCCCAAAGCGGGCGAAUACUGACUACCCGUUAAUUGAUUCCGAUCCGCACCUGAGACGAGUUUUUGGGUAUGCGAGACCUUCUGAUUAUGCUAUUGCCGGCGGGGCGGCUGCCGCCUCGCCACUAGCAUUCUGGGCUAUGGAAAGAGUCAGCCCGUCUCAUGUUGGUAGAGGAGGCUUUGCCCCUGUGAUGCGGCUAGCAACAGCCAUUGGUCUUAUUGGAGGUCUACAUGUACUCUACCAAAGAUCUUGCAAUCGCUUUUACGGUUUCACCGAAAACUCGAGGGAAGUUGAGAUGGAUACCAGGGAAAUGGUUGACAAGGUCAAGAAGGGUGAAUCCUUAUAUGGCGCCUCGAAGGUGUCUACUUAUUUGCAAGGAGUUGCGGCUAGGAACUCGCGGUAUUCAGAGUUAUUCAUCCAUGUUCUACCCUGGUUCAACAUCGUAAACCACGAUCAGCAUGGUGUGGACACAGCCAAGUACUAUCAGCAAGCCGAGCGGGAGCUUGAAGCUGAGCGUUUAGCGAAGGCUAGCUCUGCGUGAGCAUUUGAUUAGGAAAUAGUUAAGUUGAAUCAUAACAGGCGAACUCUUGUAUACUUAUUCUCAGGCGCAAUGUGCAAAGAUGAAGAAUAUGGGGGCUACUUUCUUCCCUUUUGGCUUUGACAUUCCUAAGCCUAAUAGUUUAUCUCGAAGUAGCACUGGCAUUUCUCUUCUGAUGACUUAGGUUGCCCUUGCGGAUAGUUUUGCUUCUUAGGUCGUAUGGCUGCGGCUUUCAAUGUCAUCGCCAAAUCCUGUUUUGAGCUCUCUGUUUUUCUUGGGGCGAGGUUUCGGUGCUAGCCUAACGUCAGUGAUUACUUUGAGCCUUCGAUAUGGACACACAGUCACUUGCCUUUCUCAUUUUCUUGUACAUAGAAGCGCCGAAGUAACAUUACAGCCUC